UGCUCUAUUAGCAUCAGCCAAAACCUGCACCAAAGGUGUUUUUGUUUGUCAUGUAUUUAAAAUCAUUGUAGACAAUGCUGAAUAUCUGUACAUCCGCUAUGUUGAGUCUGGAGUGUAUGCUGGCCUAAUGGAACAGAAAUAUUUGCAAGAAAUCAAAGAUACAUUUCAUUACACUGACAAUAAUAUGUUUUUGCAUAAUACAUUAACAGUGGAAGAUAUACAGAACAUGGAAUCUGAUCAUAUAAAAGAUAAAAAGGAAAAGCCGAAUACAUAUAAGCCCAGCAGCAGACUUAAUGAUUUCUUUAAGCAAAAAUUCAUUCCAGGUAUUGCUGAUACAAGACAAAUGAAGGACACUGAUAAUAUUAAUUGUUUAUCCUUUGCAGUAUCAAUUUUGCCCUUUUCUUCAACCUCAACUGCCAAGUUUAUGGAUGCUUGUACUGCAGGAAAGGAAGACCGUCUUCAAGCUUUGCUUUUAGAUUUUAGGCACUCAAAAUUGGAACAGGUUCCUCGAAACUCGAGGGAAAUAUUUCAGCAGCAAUAUGAAGGAGAAGAAACCCUUUUAAGUCAGUCAAAGGCAUUAAAUUGUUUACCAGGUGACGUCAAAAGAAAAACCGAACUAUUCAAAGGUGAUCCAAAAUUUGCAUCCAACUUCAUAAACAAGAAAAAAACUCGACUCAGAACAUCACUUAGAUAUCUUACUUUCAGUCUCUUUCUGCAGAAUGAAAUUAAUACAAUUUUCACUAAGUAUAGAACAUAUUACCCAGAUUUAAAUACGGUUCAAUGUGAGGUUUUAGAAAUUCCUGCACUAGAGAGGCCAUCUAAGAAGAGGAAAAGCACAGCCUCUGUGAAGGUGACAAAAGAUGUGGAGCCAUUGAGUGUUAUGCAGGAAUCAAAACAAUCUAUGUAUGAACAAUUUUCUAUUGAUUUAAUAGAGGAUGGAAAGAUAUAUAUUCAGGUAGCUGAGGAAGACACCAUGAUAUGUUGUAUGAAUGAUUAUAAUGAUUCUGGUUCUUUAAGAAAAGAAGUGUAUGUUUAUACCACUUGGCUAAAGCAAGAAUCUGGAGACUACUUCCAUUGUACCUGCAGUAUAUAUAGAACUUUAUUUGAUAUAGCUCAUAGCCAAACUCUAAAUUAUUCAAACAGGAAUAGCUGCAUGCACUGUACAUUCCUUAAGUGUAUUGUUCUUCCAAAUCUACAGAUAGAUGAAAGGGCUACAGAAACCAAAACCCGUAAAUUUGUUCAGGAGGGAAAGCAGUGUGCUGGCAAGGAUUUGAUUGAAUUAAGUGACUUUAAUGGUACACGGAAAUUUUCAGUUUUGGCAGAAGGAGAGACUAAACCUGUUUUUUUAUCACUGAGUCACAACAAGGCCAAAGCAAAUUAUACUGUGACCUGUCACAAUGGCGAGUGUCAAUCAAAGAAGGGACACAAACGAUAUUUAAAUAACUUGAAUUCUUCAAAUCUUUGCAGACAUUUAUUUGUGCUGAAACAUAAUCCAGAAUCCUGGAUUGAUUUGCAUGAAAGAAAUGCCACUAAUGAAACUUUUUUAGAUGACCAACUACUAAAUGAUGAAACAAAUGAUGAUGCUGGUGAUGGUGAUCCUGUUGAUACUAAUGACAAUUUUGAUCCUGAAACAGGUCUAUGGAAGUAUAAGUGUGAGAGCAGCCAUCCAGCAGCAGCUAGAGAGAGUGAUAUGUUGAGGCGUAACAUCAUCAAACGUGACGGAUGGAAUGAUUUGACCUUAAGUAGGCAGGCUGAUGGUUCAUUGAAGGGUCCCAAUUUCUAUCCAGAUAUGCCAGACAAUACAUGCUGCUGUGGAUCUGGAUGGUUGAAGCGAGAUGAUGAUCCAGAUUACUCUGAAAACGGGAAAUUGAUUCCUUUAGGUCGAGUUCUUACAGUUUACACACAGUUUGCGCCUGUGCAAUGUGAUGUUUACAAAAGAGUCUGUUACAACCCGAUAGACGACAGUCGCUGUGAACUUGCAUGGAAUGAAGGCCAGAGUGAAUCAAUUCAUGUUUUUAGUAGUAAAACAGCUGCAGGUGACGAAAUAAGAUGGGAGUUUACAUCAUCAGUAAUGAAAACUGGUUGCACUUUUUCAGCAUACUGUCAGAUGAAGGAUGAACUCUACAGAACUCGUGACCCAAAGGCCAAGUUUAUGGAUGCAACAGUUUUUUUAAAAUGGUGGUUUAGUUGGGCAGCUAAUAUGAACAUUGAUUUCAGACAACCAUGUGACAUUUGUAGGUAUGAGCCUAAUAGACUGUGCUGUGAUGGAACCAGAGUAGGCGUAGGUUUCCGUCAUUCAAAUUUCACAGAAAUAAGUACACCUGAUAGUUCUUUACAGACACAGCAAACAUUGCAUCGACGGAUGGACAGAUGUUACCUGAAGAAUAAGCCUGGAGUUGAAAAGAGACAGAUGAUCGCUUAUCGUGAAGCAUUGGAUGAUAUAGCCCGAACUACAGUUGCAGAAUUUGAACCGUUAGAUAUUCCAGAAAAUAAUGAUAGAAUUAAUUUACUUAUGCAGGCUCUACCUGAGGAGGCUCAUCAAUCAUUCCAGCGAUUUACUCGAGGGAUGUCAGAAUUUGAAAGAGUAGCUUAUGCAUCUGUCCUUAAGAUGUUGGCUACAACAGCAUCUGUGACAAGCAUUUUGUCACCAGAAUAUGCACUUUUCUUGCAGGAAUUUCUAACUAAUGAAAAUCUUUCAGAUUUUGAGUUUAACAGACAGAUGUAUGAGAUGAGAUCAUUUGCUCCAGAAAUACGGGACUUGAUUGCAGAAUCGAUGUUGAACAAUAACAACAUUCUACCUGAUGACAUUAACCUUUUUCUAGUUCAUCUUACUAAUGAGUCUCUAAACUUACCAGUUUAUGCCCCAGAGGAUGCUACUUUUCAAUUCGGAACAUACAACCCUGAGAAGCUGGGCCGGGCUUAUUACUUCAAUGAACAUGGUGUUAAACUGAGGAAUGUACGCAAAUUUCAGAUAGAUGAGGACCGAGCAGGCAGAAACAAUGACCAUGAUGAUGAAGCUAUGGACUUUGAGCGAUGCAGAAAGAUUUACUCAAAAAUACAACAAUCAGCACCCGGCAAAUCUAACUUGUUUCUUUGGUUUUGUCCAGAUCACGGUCAUUGCUAUGGAUUCCACAUGACAGUGGCUGAAGGCAGAAAAGAUCCAUCAGCUUCAUUAUACUCUCAUCUAGCCAAACCUCCACAAGCAGUGUUUUAUGACUUUGCCUGUAACUUACAGGAAUAUUGCCUCAACAGAGAGAGUGGGUACUACAAGAAUGUUAGAUUUUUUCACGAUAUUUUUCAUGGUUAUUCACACAAAUGCUCUACUUCUUUUAGAAGCUCUCGACUUCAAGGAUUUGAAAGUGUGAACUCAGAAAUCUGCGAACAGUUCAACAGCUUCAUCCAGAUUCUGAAGAAAUCAGCAAGACAAAUGACACAAUCUCAUUUCUGUUUCUAUCUUCAGUUCUUUAUUCAUGAGUGGAACAGGAGAAAAAGAGUUGCUUACAAGAGGAAAAUCAGCACUGCACUAGCUGGGCUUUAUGAAAUGUUCGAGGCAGAUUUUCCACAGCGUCUUCAUCCAAUCUACUUGUGUCGGCAUGUGCAACUACUUAAUCUGAAGGCUUGGAGGGAAUUGUAG
Mya arenaria is the source of this 3634-nucleotide messenger RNA. RefSeq lists its product as uncharacterized. The transcript has 2 exons. The record is from RefSeq and is a predicted model, not a curated record. Bases 128 to 3634 code for a protein of 1168 amino acids. Lineage: Eukaryota; Metazoa; Mollusca; Bivalvia; Myida; Myidae.